Procambarus clarkii (red swamp crayfish) is the source of this 4110-nucleotide messenger RNA. RefSeq names its product zinc finger protein 665. NCBI's taxonomy places the organism in Eukaryota, Metazoa, Arthropoda, Malacostraca, Decapoda, Cambaridae. Gene Ontology annotation, molecular function: DNA-binding transcription factor activity, RNA polymerase II-specific; RNA polymerase II cis-regulatory region sequence-specific DNA binding; catalytic activity. The record is from RefSeq and is a predicted model, not a curated record. Gene Ontology annotation, biological process: regulation of transcription by RNA polymerase II; nucleoside metabolic process. Gene Ontology annotation, cellular component: nucleus.
UACAGUCUUGAUGAGCUAGUUACAAAAUUCAAUAUAAGUCGUCACAUCAUCAAUGGGUUCGAGAUCGACCACAAGUACAGUUUCUAAACAUGGGAUCGACAGGGUACAUACCGACCCCUGUGCUUUAACUGCCCCUAACCCAAUAACAACAACACUCAACAGCAACAAGGGCGUAUCCGACCACGACUUUCCUCGCCUCUCAACCAACACCAAAAACAACAUAAACAUGAUGUCCUACCGUGACGGAUCGAAGAAACAUAUACACCGAGAGGUCUACGCUUCUCUUUGCACAUACACUGGCUGUUUGUUCUAGCUCUGGACUAUGUUCAAGUCUGAAGUAAAGUAUACGUGAUGGUUGGUUUGUUACCUAUCGUAAAGACCAUAACUAUCCCGUGCCAAAAGCCCAACACUAAACUAAACCCUGAGUUCCCAUUUUCUGGCUCAACCGUGACGUUCUUGCUCUGCUAGUGUUAAAGAACAUAAGAUUAAAGACAAUUGCCGAAGGCCCAUUGGCUUUGGGUAGAAAAAUGUGCCUUAAAUCUGUAACUUUUAUGAUGUUCAAGUAUUCCCAAUAUGAGAGCAGUGUUCCUUAAAUCUAUAACUAUUCUCAAAAAAGUAUUUAGUAAUGUUUUUUUCUGACUCUAAAGUUACCUAAUAAUGUAUCUAGUGAUCAAGAGUUGAAAGCAAAUGGUUUUGUUGCCUCUGUUCACUUAACAGUAAAUAGGUACCAGAUUUACCUGAUUUUACCUGAGGGCCACUAACCCUAGUGAGCUCGACGAGGACAGGAAGCCAUCAGCUUAUUGAAAGGGCCCUUGCCAUUUGACCUGGACAUUAGUCAACUGUUGUGGAGUUGUAUCCUGGGGAAGAACUCAAGAAUGGACCAGGGAAAUUCAACUAAAAUAUAUGACAGCCAUGAUUUUGCUAGUGGAGAGAUUUCAUCUUCCCAAAGUAUCAACAUAUCAGUAAUGAAGGUUAACAGUGAGCUCCCUCAUUAUUCAGAUAAAGAAACUAAUUAUUUGCAAGAAUCUUUUGGUACUUCUGUAUUAUAUAGUGGACGUUCAUAUGUACGCAAGUUCAAGCCUAAUAAAGGCAGUGGAAUGUUUAGAAAAAAAAGUUUCCUUGAUGUAAGUACUACAGAUGAAGCAGGAUAUUCACUCAGCCAGCAGCAAAACAAUGGAUUGCAUAAAAUAAAUUUAAGGGGUGAGAUGCUCUGCUUUCCUAGUGUAACAAAAUUGUGCCAGGAAAUAAGAGAUUUUGAAGCACCUUUAACAGAAAUAAAAGAUAACGACAUUAGAAUAACAAAUUAUCCUAAUGAGAAAGAACUGCAGAACCCUGUUCUGAAAGAUCUAAUGAAAAAUAUGGAAGCAUAUUAUCGAGGUUCUGAAAGUGCUUCAUUAAAAACAACAACUAAAAAAAUACAAUAUGAUAAACACAGGGAUGGUAUUGCAAGUAUGUGUAAUGAGACUCUUCAAGAUAAUGUGAGAAAUGCUGUGAGGAAAGCUGGGAACGAAACCAUUUGGUAUGAGUGCCAAAAGUGUCAUUUAGAAUUUUGCACCCCCAAAGGUCUUGCAAAUCAUGUUAAGACACACCCAAAAGUAAUGAUUGAAAAAAAUACAUGUGUGCACUGUAGAAAAGGUUUUGACAAUGCUAAUGACUUAAGUGAUCAUUUACAUGCUGAGCACAUUUUUGAUAUAAUGAACUACACAUGUGAAUCAUGUCUAGUGGAAUGUAUUAGUGCUGAUUUGUUUGAUAAACAUCAGUAUUCGUGUCAUAGAAAGCAAGAUACAUCAUGUCUCUUUUGCUCAAAUUGUGACAAAGUUUAUUAUGAUCAAGAAAUGCUUAACUAUCACAAGGACCAACGAAAACAUUGUCAUAUAUGUUGUCUGAACUACUGUAUGUCUUCUGACCAAUUUAAAACCCACAAAGAAAAACACAUAUUGUUUAAAUAUAAAUGUCAGAGUUGCAAUACCUCCUUUAUAACCAAGGCAGCUUUAACAAAGCAUUUAGAGAUGAAGAAUUUAUGCUUUCAGAUAUUAAGUGACAAGGGUGUAAAUCAUGCAGAAUCAUAUGAAUUUGACCAUGAUCAAAUUAAGGACUUUGGUAUUCACUCAGAAAGGAAUCAAGAGGUUGAGGAUAAUAUAACUGAAGAAAUUCACAUUUCCUCUACCAAGAAAGAGAAGACACACAAGUGUCUUUUGUGCACUGCUAAGUUUGCACUUGUCAAGAAUAUGUGGAGGCAUGUAGCUGUCAUCCAUCAAAAAGACUUACAGUUUGAAAGUCUGCAGCAUUUACCAACACCUAUAGGUCAUCAGUGCAACAUAUGCGAGAAGAAAUUUACCAGAAAAUCUAAUCUUGUUUCUCAUAUGGCAACACACAUACGUGGAACAUGCAGCAUAGAUGAUGGUCAGCCACAAUGUUCAGUUUGUCAAAAGACCUUCCAAAAGCAGCGGUAUCUUGUUGAUCACACGAGGUUGCAUACUGGGCGUGGUACUCAUCAGUGUCGUCACUGUGAUAAAAAAUUCUUGAGGCAAUCUCAUUUGAAGUCACAUAUGGAAAUGCAUGAUAGUUUUCACAAAUUUUAUUCCUGUCCACACUGUGAUAAAACAUAUAUGCGAAAGAGAGAUCAAGUGCAUCAUGUGCGUAUGAUACAUGGUUCUGCUCAUGACGUCAUCUCUAAGACAGAGACGGUGAAAAUGGAAGGAUUUUCAUGUUCAGCAUGUGACAAAAAGUUUUCUUCAGUAUUAAAGCUUCAGAUGCACGAAGUCAUACAUACUGCUACAAAACCGCCUUACAAAUGUCAGGAAUGUUCUCAAGAUUUUCCAACACUAAGUACUCUAAAACGCCACUACUUGAUUCACUGGGACCUGAGACCAUUUUCUUGCUCUGUCUGCAGCAAGAGCUUUCGGUACAAACAAAGUUUGAACCGGCACAUGAUGACACAUACUGGUGAGAAGCCACACGUAUGCAAGCACUGUGAUAAAGGUUUUGCUCUGAAAGGUACCCUAAAUGUACACAUGCAACAACAUUCAACAGUGAGAACAUUUAAAUGUUACAAAUGUGAAACAAUCUUUGAGAGGAAGCAAGAACUAAAAUCUCAUCUUUGCAGUAGGAUAACAAAGCAGGGAUCACCUGCUGAAAGCGUCUGUACUGAAUUUGUGUACAGAAAACCUAAUUCCUGUACAACUUACGACAACCACAAUGCUACAAGGAAGGAAAAUGAAUCUAUGGCUAAUCUUCCUGGUAUUUUAAAUGACUUAACAGCCAUAACUCUAGUAUCCGAUACUUGUAUAGAUAAUUUAUUACCCGUCACAGGGCUAAAUUCCACCAAUAUCACAGGUACUGUUAUGCCAGGCGGGCAUUUAAUCACCGAAGUUAAUGAAAUGAUAACCAUAAAUGGGACAGCGUCAAAUUGUAUUGGUGAAACACCUUUUGAAGUUAAAAUUUCCAAUCGGCCAAAGGGAAACUUACAGGCACCUCAAGAUUUGGAGGAUACCUUUGAAGAAAACACACUCUUGCAUGCAUCCUAUUUUCAAAAUGGGAAACAAACCACUGUUCUUUCAGACUCGUGUAAAGUAAUGGAUGAAAAAAAUGAAUCUGUAAACCUAAGUAAAUGUUCAAUAUUAGAAGCUAAGCAAGAAUCUGAAGUGGAUGAAACAACCAUUUAUACUUUGAUAACUAUAGAUGGCGAGUUAAAGCAGCCAACAUUUAUUAGUAUUCCAGCAAUUUCAAACAGUGAUACUGAAGAGAAUGUAACACUUCAAAUAAAUUUCCCAGAAGAUGGUUCAGAAGUUUUUAUUAUAGAGAAUUGAUUUGAUUUACAGUAAUAAGACUUGCCAAGAGCUAAACCAGACACUUUUGUAAACCAUUUUAUUUGUAUGCUGGUAUGACAAUAUAGAACGUGUUCACGUUUGGUAUUAGAACUCUGGCAACCUUAAUUCUUCAACAUUAAGAACCUUACAGAACCUAGAACCUUAAUUCUAGGCACAGCAGAUUCUAAUGAAACUUAAGUUAUUGUCUUGAUACACAGCAGCAGCAUCCAUACCAACUACAUCCAGCUAGUAAUAAAAGUUUUUUUCAGGAUGUAACAUUAAUGAAUAAAACAAUUUUGCA